UGGAGCAGCACCAUUAUAGGCUAAGGCUUUCUUUAUAGAGAAUCAGAGGAAGAUUGUGUAGCUCCAGAGAGUAUGCUAAUGGGAAGAAGGAGCAACCGAAACAUUGAAGAUGUAAAUGCAUUUCAGGAAUUUUACGCAACCUCAUCAAGAGUGAAACAUGAGUAAAGUGCAAAGCAAGCUGGAGCAGAUGAUACCAUGAAGAAAAGCUCACGGGUCCUCCAUCACCAACUGCUAAGUCUUCUGAUCCUGGCACUGACUGAAGAAUUGAUGUCCACAGCACACAAGUUGUCUCCUCAGACAGUGUCUCAGAGUUAUCUCACGGACUCAACAGCUGUAAGAAUGAGCUUACCCAAACCGAGUGCCAGUUACAAGAUAACAGACCGUAUUAACAGACACAAGACCUCCGAUGCAGAUGGGAAUGCCUUAAAGUAUCUUCAGUUAGCCUAUGACUCCAACAGGGUGGAUACCAGCUUGGUUGACCCCACACCUACUGAUAUCCAGCCAACCAUGUCGAUCUUACCAGGGGAUAUAGCCUGGAAUUAUCACAGAACAAUGACAGACACUGUGUCCUUGCAUACUCGAAGCACUUUGUAUUCAGAACAAACCGCUGCAGAUGAGAGACUGUCUGCUGUUCACAAAAAUGAGUUAGUGGAAUCUGCACUGCUGAAUGGGAAUGUAACACUGUAUUCUUCACUUUCCACCAGUUCAUACAGAGAACUUGUGACAAUCUCUCCAUCCAUUAAUUAUCAGUCUGAGCUGGUUUCAAGUACACCUGAUAGCCACAAUGUCACUAUGUUGAAAUCAUCAAAUUAUGAAGCCACACCAAAUCAGCCCGAUAACCUGCAUGAUUUUAAAACUCUCUGGCAAGUUGAGGGAACAAAUAUUGUGGAGGACAGCGUUUUACAGACACCAGCUCUUUCUUCCUUGCCAAGUGGCUUGGCAAUUAGCUCAUUCAUACAGGUCCCUCCUCUCUUUGAUAACUUGCCGUUGAAGUCAUUGACAGCUCUAAAUUCAGAUUCAUAUAUUAUAACAACAGCGGAAUAUCCCUCGUAUAAAGAUGCACUUCAGGAUUUAUUGAAAAUUAAUGGAAACCUCUCAGCUGUGUUUGGGAUUUAUUCUUCAUCCUCUCUGACAGCAUUCAGCAUGAAGAAAAGUGAUACUUUAACUGCUAGCAUUGUGCCAACCAUGGUUUCAUCUGGGAUCUCCUCAACCUUCACUGAAUCAGAGUCAACAGCAGCAGGAAGCUUCCUGAAUAGAAUCGUUCCAGCGGAGACCAGAGGCCCAGAAACGCCUGGCAAUAUUUCCCAUGCAACGGAAGUCGAUAAACCUCAACAAAAAGCAACUAUCUGCCUCAGCAAAGUAGAUAUAGCCUGGAUUAUUCUGGCUGUCAGUGUGCCUGUUUCAUCAUGCUCAGUUUUACUUACAGUGUGCUGUAUGCAGAAAAAGAGGAAGACAUCAAAUCCUGAAAACAAUUUAAGUUAUUGGAACAAUGCAAUUACCAUGGAUUACUUCAACAGACAUGCUGUGGAACUUCCAAGAGAAAUUCAGUCCCUUGAAACAUCAGAGGACUGCCUGUCUGAGCCACAAUCCCCUCCAAAUGGUGACUAUGUGGACACUGGAAUGGUCCUUAUCAAUCCAUUUUGCCAAGAAACACUCUCUUCCCAGAAGCCAGAGAACUUCUGAGUUAUUAUCAUGUGGCCAGAAAGGCAGAGUGAAGCUGCAUUUUCCGUGGUAGCUCUAAGGUACUUAUUAUGACCAGCCAGCCAAUGGACCACAUUUUCAAAACCUCUCAUAUCUUUUUUUUUAUAUGUGUAAAGACUUUACAAAACAGUGCUUUAUAAAAUUAAAGUAUUUCUAAACAGAAAACAAUUUCAUUAUUUGACUGUUUCUUUGUGACUUCCCAUGUUUUUUGCUGGUGAGC
Mobula hypostoma (lesser devil ray) is the source of this 1921-nucleotide messenger RNA. It is a transcript of the gene tmem108, whose product is annotated as transmembrane protein 108. The record is from RefSeq and is a predicted model, not a curated record. Gene Ontology annotation, biological process: postsynaptic density organization; dendrite extension; retrograde axonal transport. The transcript is spliced from 6 exons. Bases 196 to 1683 code for a protein of 495 amino acids. Gene Ontology annotation, cellular component: axon; early endosome; postsynaptic density. Lineage: Eukaryota; Metazoa; Chordata; Chondrichthyes; Myliobatiformes; Myliobatidae.